AUGGCGACAGUCUCAGUCAAGAUCAACGGCGGUCAUUUGGGUCUCCUUGAUGAGAGACCGAAGGUAGCACCUCCUCUAUCACUCGGGCGACCUGUGCUGAGGUACUGCCCUCAGCUUCGAUUGUCAUUUCGACAUGGAGGUAUCCAAGGGCGUUUGUAG
Messenger RNA from Alternaria burnsii, 159 nucleotides. RefSeq lists its product as uncharacterized. The record is from RefSeq and is a predicted model, not a curated record. The transcript has a single exon. Lineage: Eukaryota; Fungi; Ascomycota; Dothideomycetes; Pleosporales; Pleosporaceae. The coding region runs from base 1 to 159 and encodes 52 amino acids.